Molecule: messenger RNA, 1152 nt
Organism: Amblyraja radiata (thorny skate)
Lineage: Eukaryota; Metazoa; Chordata; Chondrichthyes; Rajiformes; Rajidae
Gene: dnajb13
Product: DnaJ heat shock protein family (Hsp40) member B13
Exons: 8
Coding region: 92-1039 (315 amino acids)
Cellular component (GO): cytosol
Molecular function (GO): protein-folding chaperone binding
Source: RefSeq, a predicted model, not a curated record
GUUGCCUCAGCAACCAAAGGUCCGCGGGGGAAGGAAAACAUAAGUGAGGAACCCAACAACAUUCAAGUAUAAAAACUCGUAAAGCACGAAGAUGGGGCAGGAUUACUACGACAUCCUUGGCAUUACUAGAAAUGCAAAAGACGCGGAUAUUAAAAAAGUGUACCGAAAAUUAGCCUUAAAGUAUCAUCCAGACAGAAGUGCAGAUCCAUGUGCAAAUGAAAAGUUCUUGCAGAUUGCAGAAGCCUAUGAUGUUCUGAGUGAUUUUAAAAAAAAAGCCACGUAUGAUAAAUUUGGUGAAGAGGGCUUGAAGGGAGGCAUUCCACUUGAAUUUGGUGUCACUGGCGCUUGGACAUCAGGAUAUACUUUUCAUGGCAAUGCCAACAAAAUUUUCAGAGAUUUCUUUGGCGGAGAUAAUCCAUUCGCAGAUUUUUUUGACACGAAAGGAGAGAUAAAUCUAGGAUUUGGCGGUCUCCGAGGGCGUGGAGUUAAGACGCAAGAUCCUCCGAUUGAACGGGAGCUGCAUUUAUCUUUGGAAGAUUUGUUUCAUGGAUGUUUGAAGAAGAUCAAAAUCUCACGCAGGGUUAUGAAUGAAGAUGGUCACACAUCAAGUAUUAAGGAUAAAAUCCUGACCAUUCAAGUUAAACCAGGCUGGUUGUCAGGAACCAAAAUCACAUUCCCAAAUGAAGGAGACCAGGGUCCAAAUAAUAUUCCAUCGGACAUAAUAUUCAUUGUGAAAGAGAAAUCACAUCCGUGGUUCUGUCGAGACAAAAAUGAUCUAAUCUUCUCUGUUCCUGUAACAUUGGCAAAGGCUUUAACAGGUCACACCGUGGAAAUUGAGACUCUGGAUGACAGGUACCUCAGCAUUCCAAUCAAUGAUAUUGUCCAUCCUAAAUACAGCAAGGUAGUUCCAGGAGAAGGAAUGCCUAUAUCCAAGGAUCCAACACAAAAAGGAAAUCUUAUCAUUCAGUUUGAUAUCAAAUUUCCAAAUAAGCUUACACCAGCAAAGAGAAAACUGAUUAAUCGAGCAUUACAUGCUUAAAGACAUGGCAAUAAGAAGUUAUUCCCACGUCGGGCCUGGGAGAUAUGUUUAUCCAUCAUUAUGUACCCAUAAUGAUGAUUAUUCACCAAAUUAAAGCAUCUAUAUACAAAACA